Molecule: messenger RNA, 2977 nt
Organism: Myotis brandtii (Brandt's bat)
Lineage: Eukaryota; Metazoa; Chordata; Mammalia; Chiroptera; Vespertilionidae
Gene: BORCS6
Product: BLOC-1 related complex subunit 6
Exons: 2
Coding region: 1359-2327 (322 amino acids)
Biological process (GO): lysosome localization
Cellular component (GO): BORC complex
Source: RefSeq, a predicted model, not a curated record
CUUUAAAGUCCGGGAAGUAGUUAAUUAAGGCUUUGCAGGCCAUACGGCCUCUGCUGACACUACUAAACUGCCAUUGUGGCACAAAAGCGACCACAGACAGUACAUAAAUCAGUGAACAUGGCUGUAUGACAAAAUUUUAUGGACAUUAACAUUUGAAUUUCUUAUAAUCAUACGAACGUUCAUAUUCUUUAGAUUAUUUUUCAACCAUUUAAAAUGUUUUUAAAAACCCUCCCAAAUUACACUUUGACAACAAACACGUGUCAGCCGCUUCAGUAUUGUAAAUACCCUUGAAUGUAAUACAUAUGGCAAGAAAUAACAGGACUUGUCAUUAAACUUUAGCUACUUUGAGUUUUAAGAAAUAAGAUUUGAAAAAUAAGAACCUUAACACUUAAGCAUGGAAUAGAGCUUGCCUGUCUUUUUCUCCAUUACAAGGUAAAAAUUGUCUCGUGAUAUUUCUGUUUAUUUAGCUUAGGGUUAGGGAAGUUUUAACUUAAAAAAAAAAAAAAAAAAAAAGCAAGAGCAAGUGUAAAUCCCUGAGGUGGAAGCAUGUCUGAACCGUGAGGAGGAAGCCAGUGUGGCUCCAGCAGGACCAGUAAGGGGAAGAGAGGAGAUCAGAAUGGUACCAGGGCCCUGGCCUGCAUGUAGGGACAUUCACUUACUGAAUAUGUUAUCCAGCGGCAAAAUCCCACGCCAUUUGCCAUCCUCCAAGGUAAGAGACUCAGACCUGGAGGGAGCAGGAGAAAGGACAGUGGCGAGAGCACAGGAAAGCCCUUAAAUCGGCCUUGCUGUCCACCAUUAGUCGCUCUGAAUGGUUCAUCUGCUAGGUCUGUGAGCCGAAGACGGCGGAACGAACAACUCAUGUUCUGCUGAAGUUGUUUUCAUCCUGAUGCACUAGAGGCGGUUCAAUCCCGAUGGUCCGAGCAGGACACACUACAUAUUUCCAUCCCAAGAAUCACUCUCAGGUCCUCCAAGUCUGAGCCUUACACGUGCGGUUGCUAAGCAACGACUGUGGGCGUGGCCCUUUGGGCAUAAAGAGUCGGAGCCCCGCCCUAGGCGGACGCCGGUAUUUCAGGAUCUUGAUCUUUAAAGUCCUCCCACUCAACUUUCAAUGGGCGGGGCUACGACAGCAGCUGUCACCUCCUCUCCGCCCCGCUGGCUCUCACUUGUGUCCGGGUCUUCGAUAACAGCUCUUUUUCCGGGACUUCCUGGUCGCCGUGACCAAUCAGAGUGUUGUUUCCGUCCUUGCCGUGGUCGGCUCGCAGACCUCGGCGCUCCUCUACCUACGCCUCUUAAAGGCGCCGCCAACGCCUCGGGAGCCCGGGCGCACCAAUUCCUCGGUUCCUGUCCCCAGCUGCAGUAUGGAGUCGUCCCACGGGCGGCCUGGGCCCGAGUCAGACCUUCUGACUUUGGGGAGAGAGCGAGCCGCGGUCUUCGGCGGCGGGCCGGGCCGAGCGCCUUCUGAACCGCCCUCAGGCUUCCGGGUGUCGGGAGAGGAAGAAGCCGAGAACGUUGGAGGCUCGAGCCGCCACGCCAGGGCGUCCCCUAAGACUUCGAGCUACGGCGUCGUCCACUGGCCGGGACCGGAGGCUCCAGAGAACGAGCUCGGCCGCACAGUGAUGCUGUGUGGACCCGGGAACCACCAGGGAGCGCCGGAUCCCGAGCACAACCCGCACGGGUCUUCCAUCCGCCAGGACCCCGAGCCGCCCGAGGACAAGCCUGUGUCCGAAACGAUCAGCCGUCGAGGAGGCCCGGGAGGCGGCGGGAUGGAUGUUGAGCAGGAGGAGGAAGACGACGAGGGGGCGGCCGGCCGGGCUGGCAGAUCGUUCUCCAGCCGUCUCGACAGCCCCAUCUCCAGCCCCCUGGAGCUGGAGGGCACGGUGAGCCGCCAGGGCGACCUCACCCAUUUUGUCGCCAACAACUUGCAACUCAAGAUCCGUCUGAGCAGCAGCUCUCAACCCCCGCCCCCUGCCCCUGCGCCGCCCUGUUCAGCGCCCUCGUCCACCCCGGCCAUCCCCCCCAUCGACCCGGACGUGCUGCGGGACCUGGAGCGGCUGAGUCGGGAGCUGGGCGGCAGGGUGGACCGUCUGCUUCGCGGGCUGGGUGGCGCGGUGCAGGAGCUGACAGCCCUGAGCGUGGGCUGCAUCCAGACCUACCGCGACGCCGUGGACUCCCUAGGCGAAGCCGUGGACAUGAGCAUCAAGGGCAUGUACACCCUGCUGGCGCGCUGCGAGGAGCUGGAGAGGGCUCUGCAGCCGGUGCAGGGGCUGGCGCGCCAAGUCCGGGAUAUACGACGCACCCUGGAGGUGUUGGAGGCUCUGUGCAAGUGACCAGGAGGGCGAGAGAGACCAGGCCAGGGCCCAGUAGGAUCCUAAGGACUCUUCAAGAUGCAUUUAGCAGGCCGGCGUCCACUCGCUGGGCCGUAUGCAGGUCUAUAUGGGAAGUUCUAAAGGCUUUCCUGGUGGGAGGUGAUGAUGCUCAGCUUCUAUUCAGUUGGCCAUCUGUAGCUACGUUGUUUUCCUCAGCUCUUCUCUAACUAAAGCACCGUCCCUGGGAACCCAGGGCUUCAGGUCUGGGCUUGAGAGACAUGCUAGGUGGGAUCAAGAAAGGGGAACAGAGGCCCCAGCCCCCACUGUGCCCACUCUGACUCCAGUAUCACAUCUCAGGUGCCAGGAGCGAUGGGAGUUUGAGUGGUCCUUGGUCACACACCAUGCAGACAGGGAUGCACACCUGCAGAUGGGUAACCUCAUGCUUUUGCCCACUGGCCCCCUACCAUCCCGUUUCAGCCAGACCAGGGUGGAGCUAGAAGGAAUGCAUUGCAUGGUAGAAGGGGUGAGUUGGGAGUGGUCUCACUGCUCUCAGCAUUCAGUAGAAUUGUUGCUGGUUUUGAAGCCCACCUGUUGUGGAGUGUUCUAAUCAGUUUUAACUUUCUGAGUUUUUGUGGAAUUAAAGUGCUGCUGCUGCUGCUGCUAAGGCUGAA